Drepanopeziza brunnea f. sp. 'multigermtubi' MB_m1 is the source of this 1584-nucleotide messenger RNA. RefSeq lists its product as uncharacterized. The record is from RefSeq and is a predicted model, not a curated record. Lineage: Eukaryota; Fungi; Ascomycota; Leotiomycetes; Helotiales; Drepanopezizaceae.
AUGCCGAUAUUGUCUUUGAACGCUGUCAGCGCAAGCUUGGGUAUUGUGCCCCCUCCAAGCAAUGCUACUGCAUCUGGCUGUCCGCCGAUACACUCGGGAAAGUUAUGGCCUGGCUUGUACUCGCUGAUCUGGACUAUCCAAAACCGGCAUCCUGAGCUCGCAAAUCUGUACUUGUGGCGUAUUGGCCGUAAUGCUUCUCAAGAAUCACGGGCGAAUAUAGCUGCAUCUUCCAAAGAUCCCUUAGUCCCGUCAGUUGCUGGCCAUGUUGAGGAAGCCGUCCAGAAUCCGGGCUACAUCAGAGUACCUGGGGUAGAUAGCCAAGCAGAUGUCGAUGCACAUCUCUCGUCCACCGCCGGAUAUUCAUUCGUCAUGCCUCUUUCAAAAUGCGCCUUUUGCGACAAGCCCGUCAAAGACAAUCUGUGUAGCCGCCCUGACUUCGUCUGGGUCCCAAUAAGCAUCCUCGACGAGAAUAGAGAUAAGAUGUCAACCUCGGUCAAAAUUGAAGAAGGACACUUGACCAGCCCUACACCACACAACUUCCAAAGUCGCGAAAGCCAUUUCCAGGUCUUCAGAAACGAUUAUCCCAUCUCCAAACUUCCAGGCCCCAAUAAGCUCAUCCGAGCCUUGAUUAGAGGAUAUCAUCAUUACCUAUGCAAUGAGGUAACUCAAGACGUAAUCCGCACCAGCGGCCCUCUUGUCAUUUUGAAGCUCGAUCCCCGCCAUCCAUGCAGAGAUGGCGUCGUUGAGAAUCCAGGCAGCGAUGGUCUCGUUAAAGACUUGAAACAGACAGGAUACAUGGAUAUCACCUUGGCAGACGUCCGUUUGGUGCUGGAGUACUACGCAUCCAAGUCGAAGACUUUCGAGUCUGACUUUCCUAACCGAUUUAUCAUUCGCGACCCGAGUAAGGGAUGGGUAGAAGGGGUCAAGAUCAGCUGCGAAGGCGACAUGACAAGUCUGGCUUGCCAGAAGUAUCGAGACGUCUGGGCCCGACCCAGCACGCCAGAGGAAGACGACCUGGCGCUCAUCAACGCGAAGAUGGGUAAUCCACGACCGGAACUACCGAAAGUCUGCUCCAUCUCUCAGCACAUGGGUUUUACCCUCGUCGUCCAAGAUACCGAGAUGGAAUUAUCGGUAAAGCCGGGUCCGAUUGCAUUCGCAAACGUCGAGGUCCAGGCGAUGAUGACCAACGCUGAUCCAGCAUCGGAUGGGGCGUCGUGGGGAAGCAACGACACUGAGAUGCUGCAACUUGGUUUGGCUCCCACGGUACUCGUCAUGAGACAAGACGGAAAAGCCAUCAGUGCAAAGCAAGUUGAGAUUUUCGUUUCUUACUGCAAGGACGUUCUUCGCCCCAAGAUGCGAAAACAUCCCAAGGAAAAAGACAACAACAACAAGGAUACGAGUGCUACGUAUACUGCUGCAGAUCAGAGCGUUAUUGCUACCGGCGAGGAAAGCUGGCGUAAAAAGUUCAUCAAGGACUACAUGAAGUCAUCGAAAUUCGAAGCGUUCAUCAAGGUUUUCAAGGCAGAGAAGCUGGCUGCAGGCGAUACUACAUGGGUGGAUGUCGUCUCCCCUCGAGCCGUCUGA